UCCACCGCAGAAGAAGGGGAAAAAUGAUUGCGGGGAAGAUGGCGCCUGGCGGAUGGAAAUCCUAAUGACGGUUUCCAAAAUCGCCUCUUUUUGUACCAUGGGCGCCAAUGCCUCCGCGUUGGAAAAAGACAUCGGCCCAGAGCAGUUCCCCGUCAACGAGCACUACUUCGGAUUGGUCAACUUCGGGAACACCUGCUACUGUAACUCGGUGCUGCAGGCCCUGUAUUUCUGCCAGCCGUUCCGGGAGAAGAUCCUGGCCUACAGGUGCCAGCCACGGCGCAAGGAGAACCUGCUCACCUGCCUGGCCGACCUGUUCCACAGCAUCGCCCACCAGAAGAGGAAGGUGGGCGUCAUCCCGCCCAAAAAGUUCAUCACCCGCCUGCGCAAGGAGAAUGAGCUGUUUGAUAACUAUUUGCAGCAGGAUGCCCAUGAGUUCCUGAACUACCUGCUGAACACCAUCGCGGACCUGCUGCAGGAGGAGAGUAAGCAGGAGAAGCAGAAUGGGCGUCUGCCCAAUGGCACGCUGGACUCCCAGAACAACAACAGCCCCCCUCCCACCCCCACCUGGGUGCACGACAUCUUCCAGGGCACACUGACCAAUGAGACGCGCUGCCUGACCUGCGAAACGGUCAGCAGUAAAGAUGAGGAUUUCCUGGACCUUUCGGUUGAUGUGGAACAGAACACCUCAAUCACACACUGUCUCAGGGGUUUCAGUAACACAGAGACUUUGUGCAGUGAGUAUAAGUACUACUGUGAGGAGUGCAGAAGCAAGCAAGAAGCUCACAAGAGGAUGAGGGUGAAGCGCUUGCCGAUGAUCCUCGCUCUGCACCUGAAGCGCUUUAAGUACAUGGAGCAGCUGCACCGCUACACCAAGCUGUCCUAUCGCGUGGUCUUCCCCCUGGAGCUCCGUCUCUUCAACACCUCCGGUGCUGCCACCAAUCCCGAGCGCCUCUACGACCUGGUCGCCGUUGUGGUGCAUUGUGGGAGUGGUCCGAAUCGAGGACACUACAUCGCCAUCGUGAAGAGUCACGACUUCUGGCUGCUGUUUGAUGAUGACAUCGUGGAGAGGAUCGAUGCUCAGGCUUUAGAGGAGUUCUAUGGUCUCACCUCUGAGAUUUCCAAAAACUCUGAGUCCGGUUACAUCCUGUUCUACCAGUCACGAGACUGAGAGGAGGGCGCCCCCGUGUGGAGGGCUGAGGAGGUGCACGGAGCCUCCCGGCAGUCAGACGCUUGUAAGAGAGCGGAACGCCCCCGCUGUUCAUGCACUGUACCUGAGGCUAGUUCACCCCUUCCCCUGUACAAGCCAGCGUGCUGUAUCAGUCAGGUUGUAGUUCUCAUCAUUCAGUGUGGGGUUGUGUGAACGUUGCAUGGAUGUUGUGUGAAUGUCGUUUGGUGGGGGCGAUCUUUGUGUUUCUCUCCUGGGCUGGGGUUUCUUCAGGGAGGGGCUUCUACCACGGUUCCUUUUUUUGCUGAAAUGCAUUCGAUGACAGCACACCUUGUACUCUACAUCAUGUUCAGAUGGUGCCCUUUGACCUGUGACCUGUGAGCAGUGCAUGCCCUGCCCUGGGGGGGUACUGGGGGGGUUCUGGGGGAGGACUCUAGGAAGGGGGGAGAGGUGGUAGGCAGCAUCUCCUCUGUUGUACGUUUUGGGGUAAAUAUUUCUACAAGAGACAAUGUACAGUAUGUUAUUUCUGUAAAUAUUAAGGUAAUAAUAUUAUCAGAGGAAAAGGUCUGGUAUAAAAGGGGAAUAUGACUAAAGAGCCCUUUGAUACAGAUCUGUAGUUCCCGGCAGGUCUUUGUCAGAGAUUUGCUUCAGACAGCCUGGAUGUGAAACCAUUUUCUGUUUUAAAGAAAAUUAAUAAAAGUGAAUAAAUACAAGU
Molecule: messenger RNA, 1880 nt
Organism: Megalops cyprinoides (Indo-Pacific tarpon)
Lineage: Eukaryota; Metazoa; Chordata; Actinopteri; Elopiformes; Megalopidae
Gene: usp12a
Product: ubiquitin specific peptidase 12a
Exons: 9
Coding region: 53-1168 (371 amino acids)
Biological process (GO): protein deubiquitination
Cellular component (GO): nucleus; cytosol
Molecular function (GO): cysteine-type deubiquitinase activity; cysteine-type endopeptidase activity
Source: RefSeq, a predicted model, not a curated record